This is a messenger RNA of Nannospalax galili (Upper Galilee mountains blind mole rat), 2146 nucleotides long. RefSeq names its product regulator of G protein signaling 11 (gene Rgs11). The record is from RefSeq and is a predicted model, not a curated record. Gene Ontology annotation, biological process: G protein-coupled receptor signaling pathway; regulation of G protein-coupled receptor signaling pathway; intracellular signal transduction. Lineage: Eukaryota; Metazoa; Chordata; Mammalia; Rodentia; Spalacidae. The transcript has 16 exons.
AUGGAGCGGGUUGUCGUGAGUACGCAGGAUCCCGACCAGAGCGUGAAGAUGAGGAGUCAACGCCUUCUAAUCAUCGUCAUUCCCCACGCGGUGGCCGGGCGCUGGGGCCUCCGCCCACUUGGCCCCUCCUGUGCCGGCAGCGACAUUGUGGAAUGGCUGGUCCAGAAGUUCUGCAUCUCGGAGGAGGAAGCCCUGCACCUGGGCACGCUCCUGGCGCAGCACGGCUAUAUCUACCCACUGCGUGAGCCCCGGGACCUGGCACUCCGGCCGGACGAGACGCCUUACAGGUUCCAGACACCCUACUUCUGGACAAGCACCUUGUGGCCAGCCACUAAGCUGAACUAUGCCAUCUACCUGGCCAAGAAGAACAUCCACAAACAAGGGGCCCUGCUAGACUAUGAGAAGGAGCAUUAUGCCCAGCUGCACAAGAAGAUCAAACAUGCAUGGGAUUUAGUAGUGAAGCAGGCUUGAGAGCAGCUGCAGGCUGCUAAGCAGCACCAGAAGAGAGACAGACUGGUCAUUUCGUGUCAGGAGCAUACAUACUGGCUGGUGAAUAGGCCCCUACCUGGGGUCCCUAAUAUUCUGGAGCUAGGUCCUGAGAGAGGAUCUUGCAGCUCUAGUUGAGUGCAGAUGAGCUCAGAUUUCUGUAAAUAUGAGAUUGAGUACUCCAGGAAGGCGCUGGACAGGAACCGGGUGAAGUCCUCUAUGUGCCUUGAGGCUUUUAAGUUCAGCAGCCAGCAUGGCCCACGUGAUCCCAUCAUGUCAGGGUGCCUGCCCAGCAACCCCUGGAUCACAGACGAUGUGGCCUACUGGGCCAUGAAUGUGCCCACAGUGGCUGCACCUACAAAGCUCCGGGUGGAGCAAUGGAGCUUCACCCUCCGGGAACUCCUGGAUGACCCCAUGGGGCAUACCCAUUUCAUGGACUUUCUCCAAAAGUUCAGUGCGGAAAACCUCAGCUUCUGGGAGGCAUGUGAGGAGCUGCGCUUUGGCAGACAGGCCCAGGUCCCUGCCCUCGUGGACGCUGUGUACCAGCAGUUCCUGGCCCCUGGAGCUGCCCACUGGAUCAACAUCCACAGCAGACCAAUGGAGUGCACCCUGGAGAGCCUGCGCCAGCCACACCGCUAUGUCAUGGAUGCAGCUCAGCUGCACAUCUACAUGCUCAUGAAGGAGGACUCCUACCCAAGGUUCCUGAAGUCUGACUUGUACAAGGACCUGCUGGCAGAGGCUGUGAUCCCAUUAGAGACCAAGCAUCGGGCAUUCCCAGUCUUGCAGAAGCCUCUGCACUCAAGCCCCAGCCCAGCUCUCCAACCUGCACCUGAGGAACCUGCAGGUGGUGAUGGGGAAGACUAGAUGGAUGCACCCUCCUGUCUGACAUCCUGUAGGGUCAUGUUCUCACAGAUGCUGGGCCCCACCACUGGUAUCCCCAUGUCUAGAGAGCCCAGCUUUGCUAUGGGGCCCUUGAACCUCAUCACAUAAGCCCUCCCACCCCCUUUGUAGAAGGGACUGGCCCAGAUUCCUAGGGGAGAUAUUUCACUGGCAAGUCUGAUGGGGACAGGACCCAUUCUUAGAAGUUGAAAUCAAGGCCCCGCAGAGCUCCUGGAAUUCUGUGGUCUUCAGUUCAGGUCUAGGCAACCAUCUCAUUUCCAGAAUUUUAAAUCAGUGUCACAGGCACUUGCCACAUGAAGUGCCACUGGUCUCUGGACAUGCCAUCCAAUCCAGGAGAGCUCUAACAUCACACUGUGUGACUCUAAUUCUGCUGAGGCUAUACCCAAUGGCUUCUGAGUAGACUAUGUCGGCAGGUACCACAUUCAUCUGCUGCAUGUAACAUCUUUUCCAUUGGCGCACUGUCUUCUCUAUUGGAUCUGUAUGAAGUUGACUCUGUGCUGUUACCCUGUGAGACUCCCAAUGCCCUUGAGGCAAGUCUUUCUCAAGGUGGCAGAGAUGGAUCCAGUCUUCCUGUCCAUGCUGACCUCUUUACCACUAGUACUCUUCUCCCUAUUCCCUGACUUAGGAUGAAGGAUGCUAGCUCCUUUUGCCAUUGCAGCCCACCCACAGGGCUGUUCUCCAUCCUCUCCCUACUUACUUCUGUAAAAAUAAGACUUAGGCCUGGGCCAGCGUGGUGGCGCACGCCUUUAAUCCCAGCACU